Yamadazyma tenuis ATCC 10573 is the source of this 594-nucleotide messenger RNA. RefSeq names its product Emp24p (gene EMP24). Gene Ontology annotation, cellular component: Golgi apparatus; COPII-coated ER to Golgi transport vesicle; endoplasmic reticulum. Lineage: Eukaryota; Fungi; Ascomycota; Pichiomycetes; Serinales; Debaryomycetaceae. Gene Ontology annotation, biological process: Golgi organization; protein retention in ER lumen; endoplasmic reticulum to Golgi vesicle-mediated transport. The record is from RefSeq and is a predicted model, not a curated record.
AUGAAGUUAUUUGCAUUUUUGUGGUUGAUUGGAUUGGCACUUUGCCACAACGUCUUGUUGCCUCCAUACGGUAAGCAAUGUUUCUUUGAAACCUUGAAGAAGAAUGAUGAAUUGGCCAUCUCUUUCCAGGUGGGAUCAAGAGACCCUCAAAAUGGUGAACAGUUGAAGGCUUCCUUUUAUAUUGGCUCUCCCAGUGGCCAGGUCUUGGUCAAGAAAAAUGAUAUCGACCACGGUGACGAGGUGGUCAGAGCCACUAGUGAUGGCAAAUACACCUACUGUUUUUCUAACGAAAGAUCCAGUAGAGUGGAUAUGGAUGUUUCUUUCAAUGUGCACGGGGUGAUCUAUAUUGAUUUUGAAAACCCCGACUCUAACACCUUGGACUACGCCAUCCAAAGAUUGAGUCAGUUGACCAGUGACGUGAAGGCUGAACAGGGAUACUUGGUGAUCAGAGAAAGAACUCACAGAAACACCGCCGAAUCCACCAACUCCAGAGUCAAGUGGUGGUCGGUGUUUCAAAUCCUCAUGGUGGCCACCAACUCGUUGUUCCAGAUCUACUAUUUGAGACGGUUCUUCGAGGUGAAACUGGUAGUUUAG